AUGAAGCUACCAAUUCUUGCGGCACCUAUACCUGGGAAGCCGUUGAUACUCUACAUCGCGGCACAAGAGAGAUUAGUUAGAGCACUACUGGCUAAUGAAAAUAGUGAAGGAAAAGAAAAAUAUCCUUACUAUCGGAGUAGAAUGAUGACAUCAAAUGAGCUAAAGUAUUCUCCAAUCGAAAAAUUGUGUUUGGAAUUGGCCUUCUCAAUUCAAAAGAUGAAACACUACUUUCAAGCUCAUGCUGUCCUUCUUGUGUCUAAGAUACAAGUUUAUAAGUACAAAGAUACAUGUUGUGUUAACCAUAGAUAUAUAGUGUUCAAGAUUGAUGGUCAGCAAGUUGUUGUUGAGCAGGUUGGUGGAAAUCAAGAGACACAUGAAGAUCUUGCUAACAACUUGCCUCCCAAUGAAUGCCGCUAUGCUAUUUUUGACUAUGAUUUCACUACUAAUGACAAUGUCCAGAAGAGCAAGAUCUUCUUCAUUGUUUGGUCACCAGAAACAGGAAGGGUAAGAAGCAAGAUGUUGUAUGCAAGCUCCAAAGACAGAUUCAGGAGGGAAUUCAAAGGUGUGCAGGUUGACUUGCAGGUUACUAAUCUAAGUGAAAUGAGCUUAGAUACCUUCAUUGCCAUAGCUCUCUAA
Molecule: messenger RNA, 636 nt
Organism: Capsicum annuum
Lineage: Eukaryota; Viridiplantae; Streptophyta; Magnoliopsida; Solanales; Solanaceae
Product: actin-depolymerizing factor-like
Exons: 3
Coding region: 1-636 (211 amino acids)
Biological process (GO): actin filament depolymerization
Cellular component (GO): cytoplasm; actin cytoskeleton
Molecular function (GO): actin filament binding
Source: RefSeq, a predicted model, not a curated record